AGGAGUAUGAAGAGUGUUUCCCACACAUCAGGACAUUGACUUUGUGCCACUGAGUGCACUGGUGGAACCAGAGUGCGCCACUGCCUCCUUCAGCCAUCCCAGCACAGUAUGUGAGGGAUUGUUGGCAAUGCCAUUGCUUAGUUAAUGUCCCAACAACCCAAACCUCUUCAAGCAAGUAUUUUUGGUAGUACCCAGAGCAGAUGCUGUGCUUGUAAGACUGGUGAUUCUCAUCUACAGAGCAGUACCCAGCAACCACAGGUGUCCUGUUUUUGUUGACUGUGACAAGAGCAGCUUUGGAGGUGUGUUUACAAUGAGUGCAAAUGCAGAGCGAAGGUUUGUUAAUCUCAGGAAACGUCUGAAUCAGCUGGGCUAUCGGCACCCCCUGGGAGUGGACAGCUUACCUUUGGUGGAAAAGCUUUUCAGUGACUUAAUUCAUACAACUGAGAGCUUGCGCAAGGCAAAGUUUUCUUCUGGGAAAACUGAGAAAGAGUGCAGCAAUUAUGAUACUGUUUUGGAACCUUAUAAAACAGAGAAUGCUAGACUUACCAGGGAAAAUAAUGAUCUACACUUAGAAAUAUUAAAACUGAAAGAGAAGUCUGAUCGCCAUGUUAAAGAUUUGAAAGCUUGCUUAAGGAGGGUUGAACACGAAACAACUGACUUGAAAUUUUUGAAUAACCAGUAUAUGCAUAAAAUUAAAGUGCUGGAAAAAGAGACCAAAGCCAAGACUGAAAAAAUUCAACAGCUUCAGGAGAAGAAUCUGCAAGCAGUGGUGCAAACACCUGGUGGCAGGAGGAAGAGCAUUCCCUUCAGGCGGCAGCGCAUGCAGAUAGACCAGCUUGUGCCCCCAUCAGGUGUCAGUGCCUACCCAGUGCCUCAGCCAGAGGACCCUUACGUUGCAGACCUGCUCCAGGUGGCUGAUAAUCGAAUUCAAGAACUGCAGUCAGAAGUAACAGAGCUACAGGAAAAACUGGAGACAUCUGAAAGUGGAAUGAAAAAUUAUAGCAAACAGGUUGAGAUAAGAGACAAAGAAAUCGAGCGCUUGAUGCUGGCAUUGGAUGGAGGGCGUUCUCAUGAGGUUCUCUCUCUGGAAUCGAGAACUAAAAGUAAUGAGAAGCUUAUUUCCCACUUGAAUAUACAGGUUGAUUAUCUACAGAAAAAAAACAAAGAACUUGAAAAUCACAUUCAAGAUCUCUUGGACACUAAACAAAAUGUGACUAGUGAGGUAGUGGAUUUAAGCAAUAAAAAUCAAGAACUGUGUCAAGAAUUGAAUGAAAUAGAUCACUUGGCACAGCAGUUGGAAAGACACAAAGAAAUAGUGCUUGAGACUGCAGAUAAGGAAAUAGGAGAAGCAAAGAAAGAAAUUGAAAGAAAAGUCAGUGAAAUACAGGAUCUACAAGAAACAAUAACAAGGCUUAAAUCAGAGUUGUGCUCAUGUCACAAGGAGAAUGAGAGGCUGAAUGAAGAACUCUUUGGGAAAAAAGAUGAAAAAGGGCGUCUUGAGCUGUUGUUAAACCAGCUUCAACAAGAGAAGGAAAGACUGACAGAAAAAACAGAGAAUUUAGAAAGAAAAGAACGAGAACUUGUUCUAGAAAUUGAAAGAAUGAGAUUGGACUUUGGUAUUGCCCUAGGGGACAAAUCUCCAUCUCGUCUGGAUGCAUUUGUAAAGACCUUAGAAGAUGACAGAGACUACUAUAAGCGAGAAUUAGACUAUCUUCAGAAAAUAGUUAAACUGAGGCCUAGCCCAAGCCGCAGGACUGCAGAGAAGAGCGAAGAGCUUAAAUCAAUCACCAGAGAAAGAGAUGAGCUGCGGUCUGUGUUAGACAGAUUUGAAAAACACAUGAUAGAAAUUCAGUCCAAUGUCAAAUUAUUGACUUCAGAGAGAGACAGAUUAAAAGUUCUUUAUGAGCAGUCUCAGAGUGAAUUGAACAGGAUGAGAAGAGAAGCAAAACACAGUUUUGUUUCUCAAAGUCAUAUAGAAGAAGAAAGAGACAUUGCACUGACUGACUCUAGAAUGCUAAGGGCAGAAAAGGAAAGUCUUGGAGAAAGAUUAAAGAUGCAUCAAGAAGCAGCAUACCAUGAAAAAUCAAAGCUGCAGCAUGAUAUUUCAGAAUUGGAGAAUAAUAUUCAAGGACUUCAGAUUGAAAAGUGUAAACUAAGGACUACAGUCUCUAUCCUGAAAGAAAGAAUAAACUAUUUGGAAAAUGAAUUAAGUAUGAAGUCAAGUAAACUUGCCCAGACUUCUGAUGAUUCUUCUCAAUUUAAAGCUGAGAUUUGCUCACUUCAGCUCUUAAAUGACCAACAGCAGAAGUCUGUUGAAGAUUUACAGUGCAGAUUGUCCCUCAAAAAGGAUGAACUACUGGCAGCUCAAGAUGAAAUUAUAAAGCUGAAAGAGAUAGUAGAUAGGUUAAACCAGAGGAGCACUUCACAGGAAGAAGCAGUCAGUGUGCUGAGAAGUACCAUUAGUGUUUUGGACAAAGAAAAGGACAGUCUUCAAGAAACCGUAGAUGAAAAAACAGAAAGAAUUGCAUGCUUAGAUGACAACUUAGCUAACAGGGAAAAAACAAUUGCACAUUUACGUUUAACUGUCUCUGAGCUGGAGUCCUCAACAGACCAGAUGCAGGACAAGCUGAGCAACAGAGACCGUGAGAUAGCCAGCUUGCACCGCCAGCUCGAUACAUCCCAGCUAGAGCUUGCAGAAAUGGGAAGAGUGAAGGAAAUGGCUCUGAAGGAAAACAGGCGACUGCAAGAUGACCUGGCUACAAUGGCCAGAGAAAACCAGGCUAUCAGUACUGAGCUUGAAGAUGCAAUACGUGAAAAAGAAGAAAUGAAAACCAGGGUUCACAGUUAUAUAACUGAAGUCUCCAGAUUUGAGAACUUGAUAGCUUCAAAGGAAAAAGAAAACCAAGAAUUGUUAGAGAAGUUCCGGAUGCUGCAUAGCCAAGCUGAAGGCUGGGAAAUGAAGGCUCACCAAGCUGAAGGAGAAAGCAGCUCCGUGCGACUGGAACUCCUUUCGGUAGAUACAGAUCGGAGACAUCUUCGAGAGAGAGUAGAGUUUCUGGAAAAAGAGAUUCAAGGGCAUAUUGUUGCACAUCAAGUAUAUGAAUCUCAGAUCUCCUCCAUAACCAAAAAUAUGUCCAGAUUGGAAGAGGAUCUUAAACGUGAAAAUCAGGAUAAGGCAUCUGUGUUGGCAGACCUCACUUCUGUGAGAGAACUCUGUGUGAAACUUGAGGCUAGCAAAGAACUUUUAGCUCGACAGCUGACAUCCAAAAGCAUGGAUUAUGAGAGGGUUCUAGGAGAAUUAGAAGAUACAAAAUCAGAAGGAGAGUUGCUGAAAAAGCAGCUGUCCAGUGAGAGACUUACAGUUCAGAAUCUUGAAACGUUAUUGGCUACUAGUAGAGACAAAGAAUUUCAGAAUCAAUUAACGUCCCAAGACAAAGAUACCGAAAUUCAGUUACUGAAAGACAAGCUGACCCUGGCCGAGAGCAAACUAAGCAGCAAUAAUAGAGAGGUUUCCAUGCUUCGAAGUAAAGUUGCACAGAUGCAGACUGACACUGAUGUUUUAAAAAGGAAACUGACAACUGAGCGAUUUGAACGGGAGCGCGCGAUCCAGGAGAUGCGCCGGCACGGGCUGAGCACGUCCUCGCUGCGCGCCUCGCCCCCGCUCAGCUCCACGCUCAGCUCCACGCUCAGGUCCCCCGCGCACUCCCCGGAGCGCGGCGCCGCCAGGACAGCUGAGCACGCAGCAGCUGAAAAAAAUGUGACCAUCAAGGAAUAACCAGUACUUGAGUAGCUGAAGCAUUACCUUGUUACAAGGACUUUUUAAAUAUAAAUUAUGAAUACUUGUAUUUUACCUCUGUUUACUUCAAAUCACUGAUUACCUUUGAAACCUCUGAGAACGGGUGAAGUAAUCAACUUUGCAAAAUUCUGCUUUCACAACUGGCAGGAGUGACUGACUUUUUCUGGCUGUUUGACAGGUUUUGUAUCAAACCUGGCUAAGUUUUCUUACUUUUUUUGGAAACAUAAUAAUUUAAAGAAGGAAAUGAGUAAUGAUUUGACAAUCUCUUGUUUUCAUUUUUCUAUUUUAUUUGUUUGCUUAUGUCAUAAGAUUGGAGAAGUUUAUUCAUCUUAAUGUGUGCUAACAUAGAAUAACAUCCCCAACUGUGUUAAAAAUGCUGAGCCAGUGUAUGUUUUCUACUCAUGAUGAUUUCCUAUGUUUGGGUUUCUAACAAGUGUUUUCUGUUUUCAGGUUUUUCUUAAUGGUAUUUAAAAGUAUCAAUUACCUAUUUUGUGAAUGUGUUUUGUUUACUGUACCUUUUCUUAAUAAAAAAUAUAUAUCAGUUAUUCUUUA
Molecule: messenger RNA, 4348 nt
Organism: Melospiza georgiana
Lineage: Eukaryota; Metazoa; Chordata; Aves; Passeriformes; Passerellidae
Gene: CEP135
Product: centrosomal protein 135
Exons: 26
Coding region: 311-3775 (1154 amino acids)
Source: RefSeq, a predicted model, not a curated record